Molecule: messenger RNA, 6578 nt
Organism: Antechinus flavipes (yellow-footed antechinus)
Lineage: Eukaryota; Metazoa; Chordata; Mammalia; Dasyuromorphia; Dasyuridae
Gene: SNX33
Product: sorting nexin 33
Biological process (GO): cleavage furrow formation; plasma membrane tubulation; mitotic cytokinesis
Cellular component (GO): cytoplasmic vesicle; plasma membrane
Molecular function (GO): protein binding; phosphatidylinositol binding
Source: RefSeq, a predicted model, not a curated record
AGCAAACCUUUAUUAAGUGCCUAUUAAUACAAAACAAUUUUCAUAAGGAGCAGACAUCUCGCCAAAGAGUUAUCACUAUUAUGUAAUGCAGUAAUACAUAGAAUGUUCACAAGAUUGAAAGUCAGAGGUCCCGAGUUCAAAUCAUAUCUGUUACUUGCUACAUUGUGACUUUGUUGCCACAAUUGUGUCACUUAACCUCAAUGGGGGCUCAGUUGCCUCGGACCAAAUGGCUUCUAAGGUCUAAGUCUAUGAUCCUAAAGUGAUGCUCUGACCAUGUCCCCACCCUUACUCAGUAAAUUCCCAUGACUCCCUAUUAUCUCUAAGAUCCAAUAUAAAAUGCAGUUUUUGACAUUUAAAGCCUUUCAUAGGCUCCUUCCUACCUCUCCAACCUUCUUACACUUACCCCACUCCAACACUGCGAUCCAGAGACACUGGACUGCGGAAAAUCCUAGCCCAUGAUGCUUCCUGGCUGGGGAAUUGACAUUUUCACUGAUUAUUCCGAAUGCCUGCAACUCCAGCCCUCCCUGCUUUCUGCUUUCCAGCUUCUCUGGCUUCCUUGAAGUCUCAGCUCAAGUCCCUCUUUCUGCAGAUCCCUCAGCCUCGCCUUCCCUCUGUUUCUGAUUUAUCCUGACUAUGGAUUUGGCACGGAAUUGUUGCAAGUGGUCUCCCCCCCUCUACUGAGAGCUCCUUGAGAGGGGAUCCCUUCUGCUUUACUUUGCAUCCCCAGGGCUUAGCAGGGGCCCCAAGGUGAGCAGCAAUGCUUGCUGACUGACUUGAAGGGGUAGAAAGAAGCCUGGGUUUGGGGCUGAGACCAGUAAUACUUACUACCUGAGCAAUUGUGACUGUGAAAUAGAGGGCUCAUUUUAAUUUGUGAGAAGAUGGGACUGGCUGACUUCUGACACACGCACUGUGGUACAGUGGCUAGGGGCUCCUGCCUUGGAGUCAGAGGCUUUGGGUUCGAAUCCUAACACUUGGGCAAGUCACUUGAGUGAGAGGUCAUCUUCAGCUCUAAGUCUCUGACCCUGGAUCUCAGAGAAAGCACUGGAUGGGGAGUGAGAGGCUGCGAGUGGAGAUCCCGACUCUGCUCUCUGGUGGUCAUGGCCCAGCCAUUUAGCUUCUCAGUUUCUCCAACUGUAAAACGAAGGGGUUGGAGUGGAUGGCCUGCCCUUGAGUUCUAGAUGUCGGCAGUAAGGUUCAGGGGCCCACGAAAUCCCACUUUAGUCCCUGGGACCCCUUGGGCAGCGCUUGGCACAGUUCCAGGCACGCGCAAGUACUUGUGACGGGCUUGUGGCUUUGAGUUCAUCUCUUUGGGACUCAGUUUCCCCAUCUGUAAAUGACUCGGGAGUUGGGCUGGGCUCUGGGCUCACUCUGAUUCUGACGGACACCUGUCAUGCAGUUUUUUCCCUCUCUGUAGCCAUUCCCUUGGCCUCCACUCCUACUCGCGGGAGCCAGGAGGCAGUCGCUACCCCCACUCCCGCCGCCCCCCGCUGUCGCCCGAGGCUGCCUCUAGAGGGCGGCCUGGAGGCUGCUUUGCCCGUUCUCCCUCCUCCUGAUCCCGACGCUUCGCUCCCGAGCUCAGCAAACUUUCGGAGUUUCUCCUCCUCUUGCGUCAUGGAAAAGGCUGGAGGGUGACCCGGAGAGUGGGAGGCGAGGAGCCCGGCGAGCUCCCUUCUUCUAGCGGCCCAGCCCCAGGGCCGGUGUGGGUGUGCGGGCUACUGCUCUGCGAGAUCCUGGGGAGGCCGGCUCGCUCUCGGUCCCGCACUGGGGAGAUCGGCCUAGAAGAGCGCAGCAACCCGGACACCUCCUCCACGCCGGCAGCGCUCGCUCCCAGGAGCUCGAGCCGCCAAGCUCGCUUCCCGAGGCGCCUGCAGCUGCUGAAAGUGGCGCGGGGGCAGGGAUCGGCUUCGCGCCGGCCCCCUUUUCGCCACUCCCAGCCUUCGGACCCCCCCGGCUCCUGUUUCUCCCUCCACCUCGUAGCCUUUCUGGAGCGGUUUCCCGAGGGAGAGAAUGCGGGCGUGCUUGGGCGUAUUUACGGCUACAAGAUGGAGUGAAGGGAGCCCCAGUGCCAGCCGCGCGCCCCGAGGGCUGUGAGCGCAGGUGGGCAGCCGAGUUGAGGCCGCCCCGCUCCCCCGGCGCAUCCCUCUCUGCUUCCCAUCCCUCGGUCCAAACGGAAGUGCCUCUGUUUUUGCUGAACUCUUUGGCGGCUUUCUCCCCUCCGCCCUCCGUCCGAGCCUCCCUCCCUUCAUCCAUCCUUCUCUCCCUCCCUCCCUCCCCAAUCAUCCCUCCCCCUCUGGACACAAGAACCCGGAAUCGCUUUUUUUUUUUUAACUAGCUUCUUGUAGUCGUUGCAAAGUUGAUUGUUGAGGUGCCUCUGCCCGGGGAGCUUCGCCGAUCGCUGCCCAGCCGGGGCCCGGAGAGAAGCCGACGGGAUCGCAGCUCGCUCCCGAAGUCCUCCGCCUUUUUUUGGGAACCAGCGCCGUGCGUGUGUGGCUGCGUGUCUGUGAGUGGGGGGUGGGCGUUUUGUUUCCCUCGGCGCGGAUUUGGGGGAGGCUCUCGUGCCCACUGCCCCGGCGGUGGGUUGGGCGGGUUCGUCGGGGUUUUCAGGAUUGAUCUGAUCGGGGCUUUCCCCCGCGUACUUUGGUCUGACUCCCAAGUUCCUCGCUCUUUGCUGCGAGUCAGUUUCAGGCGGGUGGAAACUGACCAAGAAUUAAGCUAACAAAAGAUUCCAAAAGAACCCUGCCGAGAGGUUCCUCCGAGACCUUUUUGGCUCCUCUCAGCUUCCCUCCCCAGGCAGGGAGGAGGGGGUUUAAGGGUUCGGGGCUUCUGAGGAGAUCGAGGGUUCAAGCCAAGGGUUCAGGGGCCCAGGGGAACUUCCCCGAGACGCUUCCCCCCGGAUCCAGAUUUGCUGCAUGUUCUGUUUUGAUCUGAAAGUUCACGUGAAUUUUCCCGAGUUCUUGUGUAAGCCUUGGAUUGUUGUUGUUGUUCUGCCCCGGGAUCUUGUUGGGAAGCAGGAGGGAGGCGUCCACCCUUGGAUUUAUUUCAGCCUCGUUAGGUUUUCCUCUGGCCCCUCUUGGGCUUUUUGGAAUUUUUUUAAACCCCCAGUUCCCAAGAAGAGGAAAGGAAAGCAAAAGCUUCCUAAGAUAUUCCUCCCUAAGAAAACCAACCAGCUUAGUGAGGAAGGAGAUGUAAAGUUGCUGCCCAGAACAGGCUGUGGGAAAACAAGCAGCCAGAUGGAGACUGCGAGAUGAGGAUCUGCUGGGGGAUGGUGGCCUGGCAGGACUGCCUUCUCUGGCCUGCGCUGUCCCCUCGGACCUAGCCCCAGCCGGCUGCAGAAGACUGGACUCCUCUCUGGGCUAUGUCACUUUCCGCCAAGGGGGUGAGGCUUGGUGGAAUGCAAGGGCCACCCUUGAACGUCUGUGCUGAGGGUGAAGGGGCAGGAUCCUUGUGGAUACUCGGUGACCGCGGCUGUGUGUUUCCCCAUGUGCGUGGCAGAAGGCCCCGUCCCUACUUAAAUUGACUCGGGCUCUGAGCUGCAGCCCCUUCGUCCCUGCCUUUCCCCGAGACUGUCCUUCCCUAUCCAGAAGAUCCAGCCCCAGCCAUGGCUUUGAAAGGCCGAGCACUUUAUGACUUCCAGAGCGAAAACAAAGAGGAGAUCAGCAUCCAGCAGGACGAGGAGCUGGUGGUCUUCAGCGAGACCUCCUUGGACGGAUGGCUGCAAGGGCAGAACAGCCGAGGGGAGACCGGGCUCUUCCCCGCCUCCUACGUGGAGAUCCUGCGGUCUCGCUCCGACUCCAACUACAUGGACUAUUCAAACAGUCCGGCCAGCUCUCCCCACAACGAGACUGCUUUCUACGUCACCCCCGUGGCCAACCCCGGCGUCCUCUCCCAUCAGGGCAGCUUCGAGGAUGACGAUGAGGACUGGGACGACUGGGACGACGGGGGCACGGUGGUGGAGGAGCCCCGGGGCGUCGGGCUGGGUACCAACGGGCACCCCCCUCUCAACCUCUCCUACCCCGGCGCCUACCCCAACCAGCACAUCAGCUUCCGGCCCAAGCCACCCCUGGAGCGGCAGGACAGCACGGCCUCCGGCAAGCGAGGGAGCGUGGUGGGGCGCAAUCUGAACCGCUUCUCCUGCUUCGUCCGCUCGGGGGUGGAGGCCUUCAUCCUGGGCGAUGUGCCCAUGAUGGCCAAGAUCGCCGAGGCCUACUACAUCGAGAUGGGCCCCCGAGGCCCCCAGUGGAAGGCCAGCCCCCACCCCUUCGCCUGCUCCGUGGAAGACCCCACCAAGCAGACCAAGUUCAAGGGCAUCAAGAGCUACAUCUCCUACAAGCUGACGCCCAGCCACGUGGGCUCGCCCGUGUACCGGCGCUACAAGCACUUCGACUGGCUCUACAACCGCCUGCUGCACAAGUUCACCGUGAUCUCGGUGCCCCACCUGCCCGAGAAGCAGGCCACGGGCCGCUUCGAGGAGGACUUCAUCGAGAAGCGCAAGCGCAGGCUGAUCCUCUGGAUGGACCACAUGACCAGCCACCCGGUGCUGUCGCAGUACGAGGGCUUCCAGCACUUCCUCAGCUGCCUGGAUGACAAGCAGUGGAAGAUGGGCAAGCGGCGGGCAGAGAAGGACGAGAUGGUGGGGGCCAGCUUCCUGCUGACCUUCCAGAUCCCCACCGAGCAUCAGGACCUCCAGGACGUGGAGGACCGCGUGGACGCCUUCAAGGCCUUCAGCAAGAAGAUGGACGACAGCGUGCUGCAGCUCACCAACGUGGCCUCGGAGCUCGUGCGCAAGCACAUCGGGGGCUUCCGCAAGGAGUUCCAGAAGCUGGGCAACGCCUUCCAGGCCAUCAGCUACUCCUUCCAGCUGGACCCCCCCUACAGCUCGGACGCCCUCAACAACGCCAUCUCCCACACGGGCAAGACCUACGAGACCGUGGGCGAGAUGUUUGCCGAGCAGCCCAAGAAUGACCUCUUCCAGAUGCUGGACCGCCUCUCCCUCUACCAGGGCCUGCUCUCCAACUUUCCGGACAUCAUCCACCUGCAGAAAGGUGCCUUCGCCAAGGUCAAAGAGAGCCAGCGCAUGAGCGGAGGCAAGAUGGACCAAGACGAAGCGGACGGCAUCCGCAAGCGCUGCCGGGUGGUGGGCUUCGCCCUGCAGGCCGAGAUGAACCACUUCCACGAGCGCCGGGUGCUGGACUUCAAGCACAUGAUGCAGUCCUACCUGCGGCAGCAGAUUCUCUUCUACCAGCGGGUCAGCCAGCAGCUGGAGCAGACCCUGCGCAUGUACGACAACCUCUAACCUGCCCUUGGCCUCUCGGCCGCCCCUUCCCCAGCGCAGUCUGCUCAGGAGAAGGAGCCUCUGGGGGCUUCCUGAGGGAGGGCUGAGGCCCCCGCCCCUUUGUACAGUUAAGCAGUCCCUCUCCCCCUCCCCCCCGGGGGGGCUCUCACAGCCACUGCCUUGGUCCCCAGCAGGACCAUCCCUGCUUCGAAAAGGGGACUGGGAACGGGGUGAGAGGGAUCUGGUGUCUUCCUCUUCCUCUUCCCCGGGGGCAGGAGCAGAGGCAGAGAGGGGAGGGAGCCUUUGGAGACCAACUAAGGCCAUAGCGAGUGUGGACUAGAGAGAGCAUCCAGCCCCACCCCGCCCUGUGAAUCCGGAGCAUUCAGAGACAUUCCUGGAUAGGGUUAGGGGGAAAAGCCAAGCGCCCCCUUUUUCCUGCUGAAAACCUCGAGGCUUCUUCAUCCGUCUCCCCCGAACCACAGCCCCUCUGAACCGUGGGGUGGAUUCUGGUCCUUGGCCCCCCUUUGUAAGAGGGAAUCUGGCCAGAGCCCAGAGGAGGGGUGAAGGGCCAGGAUAACUGUCCACACUAAUCUUCCCCUUGUAGCCCCGUCUCCACUGGCCAACGGGCAGGGGGCACCGCAGCUCCGAGGAACGCCAGGCCUUGGUGGGAUUUUGCCAGGGAGCCCUCAUGCCCUCGCCAGGGCUUUUCCUGGACCCCAUCCUUCUUCCCCCAUCCCAGAUUGUGAAGCCCCCCGUGGGAGCUGCCUGGGCGCUAGCCCCGAGUGACCUGCUUGGCGGUCCUGUGCAUCCGGACCCCCGCUCCAUAUCCAUAGAUAACCCUGGCUCUUCCUCUGGAAUUGAACUUGCCUGAUAUUUGUGCCCACCAGCAUAAUAACCCUGGGGAUCUUAGCUUCCACAGGUCCUUACAGACCCGAGUGCCUUUGGAUCGCCUUAAACCUCAAGCAUAGAAAGAACCUGCCAGCUGUGCCUCCUCUGGAAUGGCAGAGACUCUGUGGGCCCCACGGCGGGGAGCGCCGCCCCUCGGAGCCCUCCUGGUGCCCAGCCCCUCUUCUCGCAGCACUGUGACGCCAGCCUGGCCUCCCGAGGCGGGCGGAGAGGGCUCUGGUCGUUGUUUACAUCCCAGUGGGAGCUGCCCACGCGCCCCGCAGAUUUUGGGGGGCGGGAAGGGUGGGAGGGGCGCCUGACAGCGGCCACACAGGCCCCGCUCAAGGCCUUAGGCAGCCCCUCUCGCUUGCUCUCUCUUUUUUUCUCAAAAGAACUUUUACAAUUAAAACAAUUAAAACGA